GUCGAAGAUUCGGUAGAUCAAGAUCAUGAACUUGUGAGCUGCGCACUUCUUCCAGCCGCGGAUCAAAAUGAUACCUCGAGUAGGAAAUACAGGUGGAUCAAUAGGUACGAGCUUCAUUCUGCAACAGAUCUAGUUCCGAUGAAACUAAAGACGAAGAUCCGGCCGUGGAUCUGCAAAAAAUCUAAAUUUUCGUGCGAGAGGAUCUGUGCUCGUGAAGAUUGUGAUAAGCUGAUCUAAAGUAGAUGGUUCUACUCGGAGGAUCACAAUAUUGCCAAGAAAUCUAAAUAGGAUCAUAAUGAUCCCAGUAUGGGAUUGAAGGUAGCCGUCCCUUAGAUUUAUUCCACAUAACACAAUCCUACUACUUCUCGAACUCACACCACCACAGGGAACCUAGUGUAGUAGGCGCUAGUGUUAGGUAGAAGGCCAGAUCACCAAAAAAAAACCGACAAAAUGAAGAUUCGUGCGUACGAACAGCGUAACAAGACGAGCAAGGAGAUGCUCAAGGAGCUGGAGGACCUGAAGCAGGAGCUGAUGCAACUGCAGGUCCAGAAGGCCACCGGGGCUGCCGCUGCCAAGAUGGCCAAGAUCAAGGUCAUCCGCAAGAACAUCGCUCGUUUGUUGACCGUGUACAACCAGAAAAUCCGCGGUGAGGCUCGCGAGAAAUACUCGGGAAAGAAGUAUUUUUGUGCUUUUCAUGGUUUUAGAAGCAUAGCGGCAUGAAGAUAUGAGAAAUCUAAAUUCGUGCCUUGGUUUUUCGUACUGCUUGAAAAUAACGUAGUCAAGUAGACCGGGACGGUUGCCACAGAGGGAGAGAUUCGGGUUUUCUCGCGGUCCCCUUUUCUGCCAAAGGUUAGGCAAAAAUUUAGAUCAGCGUGGCGAGAUUUCAGCUCGGUACCUCGGAGACAGAAGCUUUAGGCCAGGGCAUUCGUAUAACAACUCUCGGCUGCUUGCGGCAUCUGACUCGGAGGUUCGAGUUAGGUUUCGACGAUGCCUGUCUUUGGCUUCGUACGGGAUUCCAGCCACAGAGGGAGAAUCUCACGAGCGGACCUCUUUUCUGCCAUGGUUUCCCCAGAAGGAAAUCUUUAGGAGGGUCGGGCACAGAGCGUCACUGUGUUGUCAAUUUUCGGUACAUGUGAAGUGCCUGACUUUCCGACAUUUUAGAUUCGUCUGUCUAUCGCAUAAAAGAUGCUUGUGCGCAUCCGGGAUUCCAGCCACAGAGGGAGAAUCUCUAGAGCGGACCUCUUUUCUGCCAUGGUUUCCCAAGAAGGAAAUCUUUGGGUGGGUCGGGCACAGAAUCGUCACUGUGUUGUCAUUUCUCGGUACAUGUGAAGUGCCUGACUUUCCGACAUUUUAGAUUCCUCUGUCUAUCGCCUGGAAGAUGCUUGUGCGCAUCCGGGAUUCUAGCCACAGAGGGAGAGUCUCAUGAGCGGACCUCUUUUCUGCCAUAGUUUCCCUAAAUGAAGCACCUCGGUUUGAUUACCCUGUUUGAUGAGCUCCGCAAGGUGGGCUUUUCGAAGCGGCAAUCCAUCGACACAAUAUUGCGCGUAAAUGCGUAUGCUGUUUGUAUUCGAUCUGCAUCGGAUUGUAAUGAUGAAUGCAUAAAUCUAAAUAUUUCGAAAAACCUCUCUUCUGCUUCAACCCACAGGUACGUUCCGUUGGACCUGCGCCCGAAGAAGACCCGCGCUAUCCGCCGUGCGCUGACCAAGAAGCAGAAGGCUUUGGUCACCCAGAAGGAGAAGACCCGCGCUCAGAACUUCCCGCAGCGAAGCUACGCGUUGAAGGCCUAAGAUGUUGGGAUAGCGACUCGGUGAAAAUGUGUUUUCCUGCAAAGAGUCAGAUUUUAGAAAAAUUUGAUGUCUGAAGGGAAAUGAUGAACACGAUCUGGUGAUAUUCUCAAUCUAGCUGCCUUAGACCUACAAAAAAAGAAAGUGUGCC
This is a messenger RNA of Amoebophrya sp. A120, 1935 nucleotides long. NCBI's taxonomy places the organism in Eukaryota, Dinophyceae, Syndiniales, Amoebophryaceae. The record is from the annotation of a GenBank genome assembly.